AUGAUCAAGCGGGGCAGCGUGGCUUUGGGUCCCAAGCCGACCAAAGCAUGUGUCAACUGUCGGAGACUUAAGAUGAAAUGUGAGGUCUCAGGGCCUGCUCCAUGCCGUCGCUGCCGACAUCAUCAGACGCCAUGCAUCUUCAAACCCCGGGCUAACGCAUCUGCGUUGCACGAAUUGGUUGAAGAGGCUCAAAAUGAGCUUCUCGCUUCUAGUUCAUCGACAUAUGACCAACAGUCAAUUCUUGACCGACUAGAUCGAAUUGAGGCCGCGCUGGGAAUCAGCCAGGAUGAGCCUCAGGCGGUCCCGGUCACCGAGAGUUUGGACUUGGAUGAAGAGACAGAUUCAGUGCCUUUGCAGGGCGUUUGGAAAGCAGUCGCUCACCUCAGGUCUAUAACACGGCCUGCGCCGGAUGACAAUAUAUGGUCAAGACCCAUUGUGAAACGCCUGUGGAGCUCUUUCUUGAAUAAUCUGCCCCUUCUUCAUUUUUUGAAAGACCGGGAUGUAUUUACUUCACCUACGCCAUUGCUUUUAGCUUCCGUGCUCUAUAUCUCUGCCCUUCAUCACGAGCAACCCGAGCUGGCAGCCAUGGGAUCAGGCUAUUUUGCAUCCACAUGCAGUGCGAUCGCCGAGCUGGUGACCCCCUGCUCAAAGCGAGAUUCGAUCGCUAACAGCGAUUCCUUUCCCGACGGAGAGCUGAUGGACUCUGUAAAAAGCAAGAAGGAAAAGGUCUUUCAUAACAUCCUAGGCUUGAUCAUGGCGAGUCUGAGCUCCGAAGCUUAUAUUGACGCAACUGGGUCAUGGAUCGCCAUCGCAUAUCGUCUGUGGCUGGAUCAUUGCCCUUCAGAUUUGGAUUCUUCCAUCUCAGACUGGCGGGGAUUAUUUUGCGGUCUUCAGGUGAUUGAUAUCGAGCAUGCAUCCAUGCACAUGACACACCCCCUAUUACCUCGCCAGCCACCCAAAUCUAGUAUCCAGCGCUUGGACACUCCCACUGGGAAUGCCUUCCAAGGUCUCGCUGAUAUGAUGCAUUACGGCUUGAGCCAUUUUGUCGGCAAAGGCUUGCCGACCAUCUGGUGCUCAAUAAAUGCAGACUUCUCUGGCAAUAUCUCUGCUCCACAUUCUUCCUUCUCAGACCAUGAUUCUGAUGUCAUUCGGCUUUGGGCACGCAAGCUGGAUGAUUGGCUGGUGCGGUAUAAUGGAACAUCCCAGCCCAGCCCGUCAGAUCGACAAGGGAUUCUCAUCCUACUGCAAUAUCACCUGCACAAGCUGUUUGUUCUAUCAAUAUACCACCCUGCUCGAGGAUUCGAUUUGAGCUCCGCAAAAAUUUCCCCCGCUGAGAGGCAUGAGCUUCUUGUUUCCGCAAGAACUGUGCUACGACUACGGCAGGAUGAUGCUAGCAUUUGGUCCAAUUGGGAUCUGAUUAUGAUAACUUGGGCUGCUAUACUACUCCUGCGUGGCGUAGAAGAUGGCAUGACACACCAAGACGACCUCCAUCUUAUCCAAGCACACCUCUACAGCCUAGAACGGAGUCAUCAGUCGGCAGCCAGUAUCCACACUGUCCUAUCACAGCGCCUCGAGUCAAGUAUGCAGGCUAUGCACACACCCCCAGACACCAGCUCAGCAUUAGCAUUCCCUGGACCGAUGGUGGAUGACUCAUGGACGAUUUUCGACCAAGAGAUUAUGUCCCUGGCUAACCCACCUUGGCUAUUUCAAGAUCCAUUACCUUUCCCACAGGCGCAGAAGUCUUCAACUCAGACAGCCCCAGAUGCCCAGACCGGCUUGUCUUAUGAUGCCAGUCUUUUGACCCACAGUGCCCAGCAAUACCCGGCCAAUAACCAAUGGAGCAAUGCAGAGCAAUUGCAUGGUGCAUUGCCAUCUACGUUGAAUAGGAUAUUCGGAAAUGAGGCGCCAAAUCAUGGAAAUAGAUUGAUCUAA
Molecule: messenger RNA, 1932 nt
Organism: Penicillium daleae
Lineage: Eukaryota; Fungi; Ascomycota; Eurotiomycetes; Eurotiales; Aspergillaceae
Product: Zn(II)2Cys6 transcription factor
Exons: 9
Coding region: 1-1932 (643 amino acids)
Biological process (GO): regulation of DNA-templated transcription
Molecular function (GO): DNA-binding transcription factor activity, RNA polymerase II-specific; zinc ion binding
Source: RefSeq, a predicted model, not a curated record